AUGAACAUCCAUACACCUCUCCGAUCCGGCCCGUUGCUGGGCAUCGGCCUGGACCAAGAUACGUACGUUCCAGGUGAUAUCAUCACCGGCCAUGUCUUUCGACAGUUUCAAACGAUAAGUCCCGAUGCAUCUGUGAGCAUUUGCAUGUUUGGACGAGGGAGAACGAUCGGAGUCAUCGGCAACAACUCUCAAGAAUAUCGAGGCCUUUUCGACCUCUGCUAUCGUCCAAAGAUCAUCUUCCAGGGCCCUGUACAUAUCGAGUCUUCGAAACACAUACAUAAAUGGCCGUUUACGGUACAGCUUCCGAAAUACGUCAAUGAUUCUACACCUUUGGGUCCCGUGAAUCAUAUGCCACCAUCAUAUAUGCUUCGGACAAAGAACAUGGCAGCAGUUAUUGAGUAUGUGAUCAAGGCGAAGAUCACAAUGACUGUCCAAGGCCAUGAAGAAGUACUGGAGGCCACAUUUCCUUUCAAGGUCACAUGUGUCACUCCAGAUUCUCCGAUUGCAGACUUUCAGCUUAAACGAUAUUACUACCAGCGUGCAGUUUCGAGUCAUCGACUUAUUCCUGGGAUGAGAGAUGUGAAGGCGUCUUGGAAAGACAAGAUCAAACAGUCUCUUCAUAGUUCGAAGGAUCCUACGUUGGCGUUUGACCUAUUUGCUGAAGUGCCAAAGGUCGUUCAGAUGGAUAACCCGACGCCGAUACCGUUCAGGCUCUUUGUGGCGCCGAACUGGGAGGAAACUAGCGAUGCUAUUCGAGAUGUAGCACAGGACGUCAAGCUAGUGUCGAUGCGGGUCUCUAUUGUCACCACUACGACGAUUAUUUGCCACGCGGGUUUACAAGUCCCAGAAAGCACAGAGAUCGACCUCGGACUCAAUCAAGCCAUCAAGCAGCACGGCGAAGCAAUACGGAUCCCAUUUACAGCAGAUUCUCAACCCAUCGAUAUUGGGGAAAUAAUCAACCUGCGCAUCGGUCAGAAGACAGGCUACCCUCAACACUGGACAUCUGUACAAUCCGAGUUCACGCACUCACUCCAGAUAUACAACAUCCGUGUCUCACAUCAAUUAAAAUGGUCAGUGCAAUUCGAAAUUGCAGGAGAACGAUUCAAGGCGGCGGGCACAUCUGAUUUGAUCAUCUUGAAGCCGAGCGAUGGUAGGCCGGAACCGCAAGACCUUGUUUUAGAGGCUGGAGAUAGGAUCCCGCUGCGUCAAGAUUCAUCGUGGAUUAGGCCGCCUGCCGAGGAACAGCUACCGAGCUUUUUAGAUGCGCAGAUGGAUGAGCGAGUUACUGGGGUAGCCCAUAGCCAAUAA
Molecule: messenger RNA, 1308 nt
Organism: Fusarium tjaetaba
Lineage: Eukaryota; Fungi; Ascomycota; Sordariomycetes; Hypocreales; Nectriaceae
Exons: 1
Coding region: 1-1308 (435 amino acids)
Source: RefSeq, a predicted model, not a curated record